AUCUGUUCUAACUUUAUUUUUCUGCAUGUAAACAAACUGAUUCAUCCUCGUGUUUCUGUCUCAGGUCGAGUGGUGGUGAAAGAAGACAGUGAUGCUGUGUUACCGUGUUCCCUCAGCACCAAGGAGAACAUCGAGACGAAGCUGUUUGACUGGAAGAAAGACGAUCACAAGGAGGUGUUCAUGUACGACGGAGGAGAUUAUUACGGUCACGGCCUUUCAGGUCAAGACAAACAGUUUGAAGGUCGAGUCUCACAUUUUAACGACGAGCUGAAGAACGGUAACGCCUCCAUAAAGAUCAGGAAGACCAAGGUGGCCGACAGUGGAAACUACACCUGUUUUUUUCCUCGUCUGCGGCCGAGUCAAAUGUUCCACAUUGAGCUGGUUGUUGAACCCGUCUUUAAAGAUCGCUCAGGAGAAAACCCAGCUGCAUCUCCAGAGCCGUACACCAGGACACUCAAUCAAACUCAGGACUGGGCGCUCCUGCAGUGUGAAGUUCUAGGUGCUUCUCCAGAACCUAAAUUGGAGUGGCAGGACAGUUCUGGAGACCUCCUUCAUGCUGAAGAGACACAGCGGUCCAUCACAGGAGGAAAAUACGACCUCACCAUUCAAACCAAAGUGACCAAGAGGGGGGAUUAUCACUGUGUGCUCAAACAGGAGGGAAUCCACCAUAACAUAUCUGCCAAGACGUUUGUCUUCAUCAGUGCUGCAUCUCCAGAGCCGUACAUCGAAACACUCAAUCAAACUCAGGACUGGGCGCUCCUGCAGUGUGAAGUUCUAGGUGCUUCUCCAGAACCUAAAUUGGAGUGGCAGGACAGUUCUGGAAACCUUCUUCAUGCUGAAGAGACACAGCGGUCCAUCACAUACGACCUCACCAUUCAAACCAAAGUGACCAAGAGGGGGGAGUAUCACUGUGUGCUCAAACAGGAGGGAAUCCACCAUAACAUAUCUACCAAGACGUUUGUCUUCAUCAGUGAGAAAGUCUCUGAGGACUCAUCUGUCAAAGUCCUCAACGGAUGGAUCGGAGGAAUGGCUGUUGGAUUGGCUGUUGGAUUGGCUGUUGGAUUGGCUGUUGGAGCUGUAGUUCUAACUUUGACUCUAUGGUGCUGCCCAGCCCUCCGUUACAGAGUCAUAGACUUCUUAUCUCAGCUGAAACCUCAACGGAAUAAACCUCAGAAUGGGAACGUUACUGAAUCUACCAUCAUGAUGGAUCCUGUUAAACGUGAUGAACUGGAGCAGAAUGGAUAUAGCUGAGUUUGGUUCUCCUGGUUCACAUCGGGAUUCAGGAAUCUCUUUCACAUCAUCCAUGUGAUAACUGAGGUUCACUUUUAUGCACACACACAUUUCAACGUAACAGCUGAACAGCAUGGACAUGUUCUGUCUCUUAAACGCUGACCAAUCAAAAUGUGCCUUUUGAUAUCAAGUUUUUAAAAAAGUGUUAAACUUUUAUACGAUAAACAUGAAAAAUGUUAUAUGAACUUUUUAAAACACUUAAUAAUAACCAUCAUCAAUAAAGGGUAAAUUGAUAUUUAAUUAACUUUAAUAAUGAUAUUAAUGUUAACAAAUAAUGAAAUGAUCGUUUAUAAUGUUUACUAAUUAUUUGUGAUGCUUUAAUUGACGUUACAGUUUAUUGUUGCACACAUUAAUUUGUACACUUUAUAAAGUGUUUGUUAAUGAUUUGUAAACCUUUAAGAGAUGGUUUAUAAAACAUCUAUAAACAUUAGAGAUACAUGGAGCACAUAUUUGUUCAUGCUUUAUGAAUAAUUUAUCACACGUUACGUUUACUUUGCAGAACAACUUUAGGACGCACUCACUCUGCAAAGUUGUCCCGUACCAUGCUUAAGCUCGAUUGCCCCCCCUCCCCAUUCCCCCGUCGGCCUGAGCUCACACUGCUCCAGGACUAACCGGGCCUGAGCACGGUAACGUCUUGAACAUAACGUCGUAAUACAACACAUGCAUGACUUUAUGUUGUUAUGAAGUGUGCACACUCCGGGAUUUCUCUGCGGCUACUUUUCCCCGCUCCUCUCCCUGCACAGAGCGCCAGCCACAACGCACACCUGUUUACUUCUAGUUCAACAGAACACAGUGGGUCCGGACGUCUUUACUCUGUUCACUGUCACUGUGUCUGCAGCUAACUUAGUGAUAGCAUCAUCUUUCUACAGCUUUACAAACCAAUUAUUGACAUGAACAAAUAUGUGCUCCAUGUAUCUCUAAUGUUUAUAGAUGUUUUAUAAACCAUCUCUUAAAGGUUUAUAAAUCAUUAACAAACACUUUAUAAAGUGUAUAAAUUAAUGUGUGCAACAAUAAACUGUUAACAUAACAUCAGUUAAAGCAUUACAAAUAAUUAGUAAACAUUAUAAACGAUAAUUUAAUUGUUUGUUAAGUUAAUUAACUAUCAAUUUACCCUUUAUUGAUGAUUUUAUUAUUAAGUGUUACCAAACUUUUUAACUGGUUGAUCAGUCUUCCAAUGGUACGACUGUUUGAAUAUGAACUCCAAACAAAAUCAGUAAAGCAGAUUUUAUUAUCUGUUAUUUACAAAUUGAUGUCACUGCCUUGGAUGACCAACUAAUCUCAUCAACAUCUCAUUACGUUUUUCAUGUAUUUCGUUUACUGCCAAAGACAUUCAGUAUGAAUAUUAUGUUCAUGUUACAAAAGCUCAGGACUUUAAACCUUAAACUAUCAGGUACCUGUUAGACUAGAACUUUCUGGAUGUGCACAUAUAGGCUGUUGUUAUCUGUGUGUAGUUUUUAAUAGAGCCAGAUGUAGAAACUGAAUCAUGUGAAUGCUGUAGACUUUAGAUGCUGACUCAUCCACAUUGCAGCAGGCUGCUCGGUGCUCGCUUUAGUUUUCUGUCCCGACUGAAGUUAGAGACCGUAAACAAACUCCAAUCAACCAAAGUAUUCUCUAACUUUCCAUCUUUUCUGUUUUUUCUUUUAAAGAGCCCUUAUUCUGCCCUUUUUGGGGUUCGUAUAUUUAAUCUAUGUACCUACUUUUGUACGUUCACAAUAGCUAAAGUCCGAAAAAAGUGUCUGUUUUCAUGUACUGCUCCUCCUUGCUCCCUCUCCGCUCUGAGUCCGUCAGCUGCACUCUGUUGAGCCCACACUGUUAGACCCCACGUGGGCCAAGUCUACUCUGAUUGGUCUGCCGAUCCGCUCUGUCGUUAUUGGUCAGUCACUCAGCACGGUUCUCGGAAGUGUCCCGCCUCUUUUACCAUAUUGGGAAUGCAGCCACUGCCUCCGUCCGAGGGGAGCAUAAACAUUAGCACCUUAGCACUACUGUGCUACCGCAGGCUACGGCAUAUCGUGGGCGUGCUACAGAAGUUAACGGGCGUACAACAUGAGCUGCAGGGCCACAACGAGCCAAUGGGCUUAGAUCAGUGAUCUCACACUGACAAUGACGUCGGACUGACACAUUUUUGUCAAGGGGGGCUAGAACCGAGCGUUACAUGCAGCUAAUGCUACAGCUAACAGGAGGACGAAGGAGAAUCUGUGUUUCCGCGGACUUUGAAUUUUUGCACAUAGAUGUGACUAAACAUGCACAGGACACUUGGAAAACACACUAAAGAGCAAAUAAAACCAGAAAAAGAAGAAUAUGGGACCUUUAAAGGAGCCAGCCAUGUUCAAAAAGAGGCAUUAAGAGUUGAUAAAUUACGUGUUGGCGAGAUGGAUUAAAGUUGGUCAUAAGCAUUUAUAGUCCGAUGAAGCUAGGGAAGAAAGCAACACUGUAAUAAAUCUUUAAUAAUAUAAUUAAAGGUGAAUGUAGUUUAUGAGAGCAGACACAUUAGUUUGUGGUUUAAGAUCUUAAAACACAAACGUGAAGAUAUGUGCUGCCUCUUUCUCCACUUUAACUUAAAUGAUUUGCACUCAGGCUUUAGUUUCUGUUGGCUUGUUUUCUGCUUUGUCAUUUUUCUGUGUGAUAAAAGUGAACAUAUUUAUUUGUCUAUAGGAAGUUUGUGUUUUGUUUCUUUCUGCCACAUUAUCUUGUUUUGUCUGUUUUAUUUACCUGGUAGGAAAAAAGUGAAUGGUAUUGUUUUUAAGAAGUUUAAAUAAUGUACAAAUAAAUGAGGUUUUUUAAGUCA
Molecule: messenger RNA, 4075 nt
Organism: Labrus mixtus (cuckoo wrasse)
Lineage: Eukaryota; Metazoa; Chordata; Actinopteri; Labriformes; Labridae
Product: CD276 antigen-like
Exons: 8
Coding region: 181-1251 (356 amino acids)
Source: RefSeq, a predicted model, not a curated record